Messenger RNA from Ectocarpus sp. CCAP 1310/34, 689 nucleotides. The record is from the annotation of a GenBank genome assembly. Lineage: Eukaryota; Phaeophyceae; Ectocarpales; Ectocarpaceae.
UUUUGGUCGCGGGUCGCCCAACUCUUCGUUUCUUCCUCUCAUCACGACCGACCCUCGUUCUCGUUUUCGCAGGGCAUGAAGGCCGAGUGGCUGUUGAGUCUGAGCGUCGAACAAAUGUCGCGGUUGAAAGCCCUUGAACAACUGGGUGUGAGCCAGGCCAUGCUCGAAGAAGACCGUGGCCGAAUUCUAGGGAAUCUAGGAAUCCCACGCUGGGGAAACCCGGGAGACUCUAUGGUCGAUACUGAACAGGACUCCAGCACCAGCACCUGUGGACCCAUUUUCCGAAAGCGCCAACACAUCGAAGCGACCGCGAAGAGGUGGGGCUUGGCGCAGCCCACCCGUCAGAUGGAGGUGGAAGUGGCCAAACUUGAGGACGAAUGCUUGUCUCAACAUUUGAGGAUCCAACAACUCGAGCUCGAGGUGCGCAGUGCUCAAGGCCCACCCAAGUGAUGAGGAGAUUUUAUCUCGGCACGCGGCGAAUUGUUGUAUCAGGCACCCACAACCGUGUGUUUUGUUUGUGGUGAAUCGAUAUGUACGGCCGAGUAUGACGGUUUGUACACUUUCGAAACGGGCAAGGAAUUCACCCCUUUCGCGCCACUGACCCGCGUUGUCCAUGUCAUUUUCUCCGUUAGGCGCCCAAACAAGGCCAUCUCUAAGGUUUGAGCCAUGGUGAAUGUUGAUGCAUGCUA